AUGGAGCCUUUCAGCGCCGCGGCAGCAGCAGUUGCUUUAUGCCCAAUCGUUAUCGGAAUUGCCAAAGAACUCCGUGUCGCCUAUAAGAAAAUUACGUAUGCACGACAAGAACUCGAAGAGCUGGUGAACGAGAUGGACAUCUUUACCGACCUGUACACGGAGUUUCUCAAAGUUUGCUCAACAAGGAAGAAACACAGAAGAAGUGUGUCCUCGGCCAAGCGAAAAUUAGUCUCCUGGACCAAACAUGCCAUCGCAGACUUCAAAACAUUGGCGCACAAAGUGGAUGCCCUAUCGCGGGAUCCUGUCUAUAAGCACAGCAUUAUUGAUACUGGUCUUGCUAAGUUUAAGUGGUACUUUAACACCAAGCAUCUGGUCUAUCUACGCGCAUCCUUGAGCAUUACAAGACAAAGUAUGGUCGGCUUCACGAAUAUCUGCGCCAUCGAAUUACUAGACGAGCAACUGGCUCACCUCAAAUCCGUUUUGACAGCUCAGCAAAGGGAAGAUAUCUUGUAUGAGUAUGGUAUGACUGUGGAGCAGCGUAUACAAGUAUUGCAAAGCUCGAGGGAUACAUACGAACUCAAACAGAGUCAACUACCAAAUCGUCUCGAGGAAGCAGAAAAAAAGGUCAACGACUAUGCUAAGCAGAAGAAUAAACAAGAUGUCAUCAAGCAGAAGCGACGGGUACUAGACUUCUCAGAGUCAGUAGAAAGACACGUCGAACGUGUCCUUCCUAUGGACGAUGCUGGCAACAGACCACCUCGCCCACCACGGCUCCACUACUACUACUACUACUACUACUCAAACACAGUCUACGCAACCUUCACACCAAGAAUUCUCGACACCAGAAUCUCCUCCAACGUCCCCUGA
Molecule: messenger RNA, 867 nt
Organism: Alternaria ventricosa
Lineage: Eukaryota; Fungi; Ascomycota; Dothideomycetes; Pleosporales; Pleosporaceae
Exons: 3
Coding region: 1-867 (288 amino acids)
Source: RefSeq, a predicted model, not a curated record